Dermochelys coriacea (leatherback sea turtle) is the source of this 514-nucleotide messenger RNA. Its product is annotated as maestro heat-like repeat-containing protein family member 2A. The record is from RefSeq and is a predicted model, not a curated record. Lineage: Eukaryota; Metazoa; Chordata; Testudines; Dermochelyidae. Gene Ontology annotation, cellular component: cytoplasm. The transcript has 4 exons. The coding region runs from base 33 to 428 and encodes 131 amino acids.
UCAAGCAGGCCAUCAUCAAAGCCCUUGGUCCCAUGAUUAGCAUCCUGCUACACAAAAAGGAGCAGCAAAAUCAGAUAUUUAAAGAGAUCUCAUGGCUCCUUGAGCAAUAUAAGGAGGAAAUUGAUGUUUUUCACGUCACCACGAGUCUGAGCCAGGUCUUGGAGGUCUCUGGUGAAUAUAAGAUCCCUCUACCUAAAGGGAAGUUUCAAGCCAUCUGCAGUGCUCUGCACAACCAGAUCUGUUCUCCAGCUAAGCAGCUCAGCAUAGAAAACCACAAAGAGCUGUUCCAUUGUGUACUUCUGCUAGCCCGUUCUUCUCCGGAUGAACUGCUAGCAUUUCUACACGAGCAGCUGGAGAUUGAGCAUGAGGCUGUUUGUGUGGCGUCUUUAGAUCUCCUGAGAGCUAUUGUUGGUGCUGACUGUAAGUAACACAGGAGCAACUGUGCCAGCUGCCCUCUUGGCCGACAUGCUGAGGGUUGAGUUGCAGACAUCCAGAGCUAAAAGCUUGAGCUACU